Tricharina praecox is the source of this 1950-nucleotide messenger RNA. Its product is annotated as mitochondrial distribution and morphology protein family 31/32. Gene Ontology annotation, cellular component: mitochondrial inner membrane. Bases 19 to 1782 code for a protein of 587 amino acids. The transcript has 3 exons. The record is from RefSeq and is a predicted model, not a curated record. NCBI's taxonomy places the organism in Eukaryota, Fungi, Ascomycota, Pezizomycetes, Pezizales, Pyronemataceae. Gene Ontology annotation, biological process: mitochondrion inheritance.
AGGAGGAGGGGGGUGGGGAUGGGGGAACCGGAGGGGUGGAGUCUAGGACUUGCGCCGCAACGACGAUGCAUAUCUAGUCAACAGCCGCCGGAGAAGUCGCCUCCACCACCUUCGGAGAAACCACCAUCUACACCACACGAUGAAGAGACCACCAGGGCCUCGGCCGAUAUGCGCGGCCUCUUCGACCGGGUAUCGCAUAUCCACCGGCCGUCGAAGGAUGAAAUGUUAGCGGCGGCAACGGGAGUGUGGCAGCGUUUACGGAUCCGCGCGAAGUGGUCGCUUAUACGCCAGAUGCGGCCGUAUAGCUUUGAGGAUGUUGCGGCGCUCUUUUCGUGGUUGUUUCUUGGACAUGUUGUUUGGGUUGUGGUUGGGACGACGACGUUCCUCAGUGUGGCUAUUUUCCUUGUGAAUUCAGUUUUUGCUCAAGAGAGUCUGGCUGGAUUGAUCGGAAACUACCUUACCAAGGAAACAGGUCUCACAGUGGUCUUCGAAUCUGCAAUCGUCCCGCGCUGGAAAGAUAACUGCAUCCAGUUCAAGAACGUCUUCGUCUCCCGCCGUCCCGGAAAGAAACACAACCGCCACAACGUCAGCAAAGGCUCCGCCGAGACCGCCGCUGCAGCCGCCGCAGCUACUAUCCGCGCCGGCGGUGGUAUCGAGCCCGAGUCGCCGCAGCAUGUCGACCCCGAGGAGGAGGAGGACAACAACCUCACCCAGUUCGAUGUCACCAUGGAGACGGUUAACGUUACGCUUUCCUUUGCGAGGUGGAUGAACGGCAAGGGACUACUGAAGGACGUCGAGAUCAAGGGUGUGCGCGGUGUUAUCGAUCGGACUCAUGUUGUCUGGGAAGACAACGUUGACCCUCGCAGCCUGAAGCACGAGCGCCAGCCAGGUGACUUCGAAAUCGAGUCGUUUAAGCUGGAGGACUUCCUGGUGACUGUCUACCAACCUGACGGCUUCCGCCCGUUCCACGUCUCCAUCUACUCCUGUGACCUCCCCCAGCUCCGGAAGCAAUGGCUCUUCUACGAUCUCCUCAGCGCCAACUACUGCUCGGGCUCCUUUGAUGACUCCCUCUUCACCAUUCACCCACGCCAAAGCCACAACAUCCUUCCUGGAGCCAACCGCGACGCCGAGGACGGCCGUAAUCUGUGGAAAAAGACUAGCCGCCUCCGCAUCGACGCCCUCGAGAUUGACCACCUCAACCGGGGUAUCGAGGGACCUUUCUCCUGGAUCCAGCAAGGAAAUGUCGAUAUCGUCGCAGAUGUCCGCUUCCCACUCGACGACGACGCCCAAUUCACCAAGCUCGUACACGACAUCUACGAGCACAUGGAAGCAUCUGUCGCCGCCUCCAGCCCAGAUAAGGAGCACCACGACUUCUCGUCCAUCAUCUCCUCAAUUGGCAAAGAUCGCUCGGAAGAGAAAUUCCUCGUACUAGAUCUCCACGUCCAGCUUAAUGACGUCCGUGCCGCAGUCCCGAUCUUCUCCAAUGAUCUGAGCUACGUCAAUAGCGCUAUGAUCCGCCCCAUCGUUGCCUACGUAAACAGCCGGAAUACAUACAUUCCCAUCAACUGCAGCGUCGUCAAGUCCCUGGGCGAGUUCGAUGGCAGUUGGACGGUGUAUGAUAGUGGACUGAUGGAUGAUUUGUCUGCGGAGACGUACGAAGCUUUUGCGCGCAACGUACACGAUCAACAGGCCCGACGAAGGAGAAUGAAGAAGGUCGGACUGUGGUCGCUCCAGCUCCUGGCCCAGGCGUUCUUGAUGGCCAUGGCCAGUAGUGUGGCGUAGAUCUUCUGACUCAUCUCCAAUCCGUUUUAGUUUUUGUUUUACUGUUCAUGUAGUGAGGUAGAUGGGAGGAUGUAGGAACCAUAUGACGAUGUGUACAAUAAGUAUGAUACCGGUAGAGGGGUGUACCGACUAGGAAUUACCAUGGGAAGCUCACGUCCCAUCACCGAC